This is a messenger RNA of Erythranthe guttata (spotted monkey flower), 1048 nucleotides long. Its product is annotated as RNA-binding protein-like RNA recognition motif protein. Gene Ontology annotation, molecular function: RNA binding. NCBI's taxonomy places the organism in Eukaryota, Viridiplantae, Streptophyta, Magnoliopsida, Lamiales, Phrymaceae. The record is from RefSeq and is a predicted model, not a curated record.
ACUUAUAUAUCUUUCUUUAGGAGAUGAAUUUGUUGAACUUUAUGUAUUAAUUGGUAAAACAUAUGAAAUAAAAUUUAUUUUUCAACAACUUAUUGUAUUAAUUAUUAACAAAAUAUAAGGUUAUAUAAAUGGGCUUGUAGCCUUGUAGGCCCAUGUAGCGAGGAAGCAUUGGGCUCCCUUAAAAUCUUUUCUCUUUUUCUUUUUGAAAAAUCCUGAAAUUCGAUUCCACAUUUGUUUUUUAAUCAGCACGUAAUUCAAUCAAAUUCUCUCGCUCGAUCGAUCAAAUUCUCAAGUUCAUUUUCAAUCAGAUUGGGGAAUUCGGCAGAGUAUCUGAUCGCAGAUUGAGAGUUAAAGUAUCUUAAACCGUCAUCAACAACUGACGCAGUACCAUGGACUCCAGCCAUCUUAACGAUGAUAAAUCGGAGAGCAGACUGUAUAUCGGUAACCUUGAUCUGAGAAUAACAGAGGCGACUCUGAUUAAGAUGUUUUGUCCAUAUGGAAAGAUUAUCUCUGAAGAAUUCCUAUGGCAUACUCGUGGCCCUAAACGUGGAGAACCACGUGGUUAUGCUUUUAUCCAAUUCGGUUCUAAAGAGGAAGCUAUAAGGGCCAAGGAGAAGAUGCAUGGGAGAAUGGCUUGUGGGCGACCUUUGGUUGUUCGUCUAGCAAGUGAGAAAGACCCUUUCGAAGGAUUAGCUAAUUCUUCCAAAAGUGUUGAAGGAACAAGGUCGUCUAGUCUUUCGGGUAGUGGUUGUGGACAAAUUAUUAAUCGAAGCGCUAAAAUAGCUGCAAUAAAGAACAAACUAAAGGCCAUGGACGAUGAAGAGAGCUAUAAAAACUCGAAAAAACGUAAGCAAAUCGAUACAUCUUGCACAGAUAGCCACCAGAAUCCUUCUCCUGAAAGGUAAUAGGGCUUAAAAGUUUUUUCUUUUUUUCUUUUUGUAAUUUUAUUGUUAUUUAGGUGCUAUCGACUGGUUUUCUGGUAAUGUAUUGACAUUUAUCAAACAGUUGUAUUUAUGGAUGAACAUGGUGACUAAUUUGGUUCAAUGUA